ACCAGUUUACAGUUUAAUGAAAACCAAUUUUAGAAUGAGUUUAAGAGAAAACUGGAUAUAGCAGCCAUCUGUUUGUAAACCGUUUUUUAAAUCCAAAUCCGGACCGAACCGGUUUGUAACCACUUUGAAAAAAAUGGUUUGGUUAGCAAACCAGAACCAUUUAAAUGGAUUGGUUUAAGUGAUAUGGUUCCCUUGCACAACCCUAGUUGCCAUUAGAGGGAGGUAAAUAUAAUUACAUUUGUAAAAGUUAUUUGAUGAUCUUAAAGACAGAAGAAAUGAUGUAACAAAGCAUAAAUAAAUAAGCUUAAAUAAAUAAAUGAAGUAAAAAAGUGAGAUAUUUGUAAAAAGAAUUAAACUAUUGGAAUAGGUUUGCAAGGAUAAAGUCUCCUUAGUCCUUCCCUUCCCAAAUUAAUCAAGCAAUAAUCAACACUUUCAAAAUGAAUCAAAUUGAGUUAUGGACCAUAAUUAAUUAUAAUAUUACAAAUCUUUCUGAAGGACCACAAAGUUGCACAUGCAUGAUCAUCACUAUAUCUCACACACAGAAUGAGUUUCCAUAAACAGCAAAAUAAUAAUGACAGAAAUGUGGAAAAAUGAUAUUGACUGAAUGUCAUAUGUAGAAAUAUAAAUGGACUAUUACCAACCCUUAUUCUUUGAAGGAAACUAGCAAUUAAUUAAGGAAGAAAAAUGAAUAAUGUUUUAAAAUCAAAUUCAUCAGUAACCAGCCAAGAAACUCUCAUCUCUCUCUUUUCUUGAACUUGCAGAUAUCCAAGUUGUAACUAAGAUGGCCAAGGAUUACCCAGAUUUCUUCAAGGUUUUUUCCACAGAGAAGCACACUGAAAGAAUGCGUAUCCCAAAUGCUUUUGUGAACUUGAUGCGUUCAAAAAGGAAGGUAAUAAAGGAUUUUAUCCUAAGAGAUCGUAGAGGAAGAGAUUGGCAUGUCAAAGCUCGUCUUAUUGGCGAUGAGCUUUAUUUUGACGGUGGCUGGAAGCAAUUUAGAGAGGAAAAUUCUUUAGAGGAGGAUGAUUUCCUUGUUUUUACACAUAUUGAAAAUACCGUAUUCAGGUUCAAAAUUCUUGAACUAUCAUCGAUGUGUGAAAAGAAGAAGGUAAGUGUCGUGGAGGAAAAUAACAAUAUGGAGGAUGAGGAAGAGGUAAAUGAUGGUGAUGACGAUGAUGAGGAUGAUGAUUAUGAAUAUGAUGCUGCUGCUGCUGCCGAUGAUGAUGGUGAUGACGACGACGAGAAUGAAAGAAUGUAUAAGGAAAUUAGUAGAAGUAAACAUCAACAUUGUAGAACCUGCUGCAAGUGCAAAGCUGGGAACAUUGGGAGCAGCUCUGCACGAUCAAAACUUGAAGAUGACGAAAUUGAUGCUGAAAUAUAUAUUCAACCGGGAAAUCCUCACUUUAUUGCAAAAUAUAUUCAUUCCAGACCUAAUGAAUUGUUUAUUCCAAAGAAUGUUAUCAAGGAUUUCUGCCUCUGCUUCACAAAACAUGUCACCCUUGAAUGUUGCCACUGUAAGGACAUUCAGAGCAAUGACUUAGCAGCCUAUCAUCACAUCUUGCCACAAAUCAGCACAAUACAUAUCGAAAAGAGAGGCCAAGUACGUACAUGGAGAGAUGGUCGAGUACGUGUGCUAGGGUGGGAAGAUUUUUGUAGAAAGAGCAAGAUCACAGAAAAUGAUAGUUGCUUAUGCGAGAUUGUGCUGCGUGAAGAUGGAACAAUCAGAAUUUUAAGGGUGCACGUUGUUAGGAAGGAAUGAACCAAACUGCAAUACAAUAGUACUGAUGUUAACUUGAAACUUCUAAGAUGGAACUUGUUUAUUUAUAAAACAUUUUUAUCAAGUGUGCUUUUAUAACUUCUAAAAUGGUGUUUGUAAUGACUAUGAUGACCAUUUUUAUGACUUAUUGUAUAAUUAUUUAGCUUGCACUGACCAUUACACAAUCAUUUGUGUGGUUUUACAUUGGAAGACAACAAUGCACAAUGGUUGAAAUAUUAUUGCUACAUUCCCUUUGA
This is a messenger RNA of Medicago truncatula (barrel medic), 2010 nucleotides long. Its product is annotated as B3 domain-containing protein At1g49475. The transcript is spliced from 6 exons. Lineage: Eukaryota; Viridiplantae; Streptophyta; Magnoliopsida; Fabales; Fabaceae. The coding region runs from base 782 to 1756 and encodes 324 amino acids. The record is from RefSeq and is a predicted model, not a curated record. Gene Ontology annotation, molecular function: DNA binding.